Rhododendron vialii is the source of this 687-nucleotide messenger RNA. RefSeq lists its product as uncharacterized. The transcript has a single exon. Lineage: Eukaryota; Viridiplantae; Streptophyta; Magnoliopsida; Ericales; Ericaceae. Bases 1 to 687 code for a protein of 228 amino acids. The record is from RefSeq and is a predicted model, not a curated record.
AUGAACGAAUUUUGCAAACGCCGACCCCCGACCUUCAAUGGAGAUACCAACCCCACCGUAGCUGAAACAUGGCUGAAGGAAGUCAAGGUGAUCCUGGACACCUUGGAGAUUACCCGAAAUGGAGAUCGUGUAGCCUUAGCCACAUACCAGCUAAAAGGAGAAGCCCGUUAUUGGUGGGAUUUGAUAGAGGCAACCCAUACCAUAGCCACAAUGACCUUCGACGAGUUCGAGACCCUGUUUCUUGACAAGUACUUCCCCACCCCUCUUCGUUUGGUCAAGGAACAAGAGUUUCUAAAUCUGAAACAAGGAACGAUGACUGUUACCCAAUACGCGGCCAAGUUCGAGGAACUGUCCCGCUACGCCCUAGCCGCCAUGGCAACGGAGGACAAGAAAGCGAGAAGGUUUGAAUGGGGGCUGACAACUGCUAGAAGGGCUGUGGUGUCUCAAGUCUUUCCCACUUAUGCCGGUGCCGUGAAGUGUGCUCUUCGACUGGAGAGUGAGGAAAAUGACUUCAAAGCCCAAUGGAAGAAGGCGACAGGCAACACUGGUGGACCUAUCCGAACUCAACCUUCCAACAACAACUGCGGACCCACCCUACCAAACCCUUCACCUCGUCGCAAAACAACCAACCUUGGAAGAUUGUUACACCAGGAUGUGGCAAACAAUAGAGGGGUGGCAGAAACAUAG